AAGGUUGUCACAUGGCGCAUUUCCCCUCUACUGUAACGACUUCGAACCUCAUUUCCUUAACAGUCUUCCUCAGUCACAAUAUCUGCGCCUCCAUCUGCAACCGACACUCAGAUGCUUCACUUUCUUUGUCUGCCUCCGUGUUCACCAAGGUGACAAAAGACAGUUUCCAUCCAGACAUGACGGGCAACUCCAGCCAGCUUGACAACGCCACGCUGACCCUGUUCCAGAAUGCGAACACCAGCAUCGCCAUCUCCGUCGUCUACAUUAUCGUCACCACCAUCAACCUGACGGGAAACGGCCUCUCCAUGUGGCUGCUCCUCUUCCGUACUUCUCCAAAGACUCCCUCCAUCAUCUUCAUGAUAAAUCUCACUUUCACCGACAUGGCUCUGGGCACCGCCUUACCCUUUCAGAUUUCCUACCAGCUUAAGGGAUAUCAUUGGACUCUUGGGCCAAAGAUGUGCAGUUUCCUGACUCUGGUUUUCUACACCAAUAUGUAUUGUUCCAUCCUGACAAUGAUGGCCAUCGGUAUUGACCGCUACCUGGGGAUCACCAAGCCCAUGUUCUACAGACAAAACAAGCAGAGCAAGUCGAUAGCUGUGUUCAGCUGCUUUCUGAUGUGGGGCUUGGUUCUCUGCGUGCUGUACCCUCUCAUGACCACAGACCUGACCUAUGAUGUUCCUGAACUCGGCAUCACCACGUGUUUUGACGUGCUGAAGAAAUCCAUGCUUCCCUCCGUGUCAGCCUGGGCAGCUUUCCUUUUUAGCAUGGUGUUCGUCCUCUUCCUCUUCCCCUUUUGUGUCACAACUUUUUGCUAUAUCAGUGUGAUAAAGAACCUGGCGAAAUACUCAAAGACAGCUCAGAAAAAGAGGGCGAUCCGCCUGGCCUUUGUUGUUCUAUUGGUGUUUGUGCUCUGCUUUGCUCCCAACAACAUCCUUUUGCUGGCACACAGUGUGCUCCGGCUCUUCUUUAACAAGUCACUGUACAUGGCCUACAAGCUGUCCCUUUGUUUAAGCUGCCUAAAUAGCUGCCUGGAUCCGUUCAUUUACUACUUUGCUUCGAAGGAUUUCAGACAGAAGUUGAGAGCGAUUGUCAAUCUGCAGAACCUGAGUAGUGCAGACUCAAUGAAAAUGGAAAAUAAAGAGAGUCUCUACAGUGGACAUUUAACUUUCGAAGGUUAGAGGGAGCAGUCAGAGAGGUGUCCUCAUACCAGAGUGAAAAAAAAACUUCACAAAGGAAGUAUGUGACAGGGUGUUGAUGACAUUUUUGGUCAACAUUUCAAAAUCCUGCAUAAGUUGGGAAAUAGCUCUUUCUGAUGGCACUUCUACAUUCUACAUAAAAUAAUUUGCUCUUAUGGUUUGAAAGAAUGUGAUACUGCCUUUUUUACUGUUUUAAUAUUUUAAUAUCUACUGCCCACCACCCAUCUAUUUUGUACAAUAUAUGUAGCAUGCACGAGUGUUCAUUAAUGUGAAUAAAAUGUUUUAUUUGCCU
Molecule: messenger RNA, 1488 nt
Organism: Menidia menidia (Atlantic silverside)
Lineage: Eukaryota; Metazoa; Chordata; Actinopteri; Atheriniformes; Atherinopsidae
Source: the annotation of a GenBank genome assembly